This is a messenger RNA of Ceratina calcarata, 1996 nucleotides long. Its product is annotated as sorting nexin-6-like. Gene Ontology annotation, biological process: phagosome-lysosome fusion involved in apoptotic cell clearance. Bases 420 to 1661 code for a protein of 413 amino acids. Gene Ontology annotation, molecular function: phosphatidylinositol binding. The record is from RefSeq and is a predicted model, not a curated record. Lineage: Eukaryota; Metazoa; Arthropoda; Insecta; Hymenoptera; Apidae. The transcript has 12 exons.
UUUAAUUACAGUGCACUUUUGAAGGAUGGUAGCUCGUAUAUGUAAACAGAGAGAAAAUCUGGUACAAAGUCUCAUUGUAAGACUUGUUCAGUAUUAACACGUGUAUACUUCAAGACUUACUGAAUAAAAGUUAUAAACUUAUAAAAUCGAUUUGUAAAUUAUACCCAGUGAAAUUGAACGAUACACGUAACCGCGAAUCGAACAAAUGAUUGUGUAUAUAUAAUGUCUGGUGAUUAUUUGGGGGAGAUACAAGCGACACGUACUUGAGAUAAGAAGAGCGUACAAUUGUUUGGACGUACAGAAACAGUUUCUAAACUGUAUACAGUUUAGAUCUUCAUCUGUGUAAUUGUUAUAAUUGCGCGCUAUAAAUUCUAGCUAUAAAACAUAGGACGUGUCAGUGAUAGGGACGCCUGGACGCCAUGAUGGACGGCAUAUGCGAUACUGCCGACAUAUUAAAUAACGUUCCUCCUAAGAAGACGAUUCACGCUGACAAUGUAGACCUCUCGGACAAGUCGUUACAGGUGGAUAUAUCGGACGCCCUUAGUGAGAAAGACAAAGUGAAGUUCACUGUGCACACAACGACGACGUUACCCGAAUUCCAGAAACCAGACAACUUAGUCGUCAGGCAGCACGAGGAGUUCGUCUGGCUGCACGAUCGAUUCGAAGAGAACGAAGAAUAUGCUGGCUACAUCAUUCCUCCUUGUCCGCCGCGGCCGGACUUCGAUGCCUCCCGGGAGAAGUUACAGAAACUCGGCGAGGGCGAGGGUAACAUGACACGUGAAGAGUUCAAUAAGAUGAAACAGGAACUGGAGGCUGAAUAUUUAGCGACGUUUAAGAAAACUGUUGCCAUGCACGAAAUGUUUUUAACUAGAUUAGCGAAUCAUCCGGUUUUUCGUAACGAUCAUAAUUUAAGAGUGUUUCUGGAAUACGAUCAGGACCUCCGCGUGAGAGGGAAAAAUAAAAUGGAGAUGUUCGGUGGUUUGGUAAAAUCGUUUUCCACAACCACAGACGAAUAUUACCUGUCGGCGACUGUGAAGGACGUGAACGACUUCUUCGAUCAGGAGAUGUCAUUUUUACAAAGUUAUCAUCAUAACUUGAAAGAGGCGACGGCCCGUGCCGAUCGACAAACGGCUAAACACAAGGACGUGGCGGACUCGUAUAUCAAAAUCUCUACGAAUCUCUUGCAACUGGCUACGACUGAUAACGGGAAACUGGAACGUUUUUUAACAAAGAUCGCCGAGAUGUUCGAGAAGUUAAGGAAAGUCGAGGGGAGAGUAGCGUCUGACGAGGAUUUAAAAUUAUCGGACACCCUUCGUUAUUACAUGAGGGAUACAGCCGCGGCUAAGCGGCUCCUGUUCAGAAGAUUGAAAGCGCUGCAUGCGUACGAAUCUGCGAAUCGUGCUCUGGAGAAAGCUCGUGCCAAAAAUAAAGAUGUUCACGCUGCAGUGGAAGUUGCUGAGGCGGAGCAAGCUCAGACCGAAGCCUGUGAGAAGUUCGAACAGAUGUCAGAGAAAGGAAAAGAGGAAUUAAUGGACUUCAAAACGAGGAGAGUAGGCGCUUUCAGGAAGAAUCUAGUUGAACUCGCCGAACUCGAAAUAAAACACGCUAAAGCACACGCGGAAUUGCUCAAGAAAUGCUUAACGAUCUUACGAGAAGAGUGAUCCAGUUUUCUAAUUCCCAUUCUAAGGAUUACUAUGUAAUCCAUACGAAGAUAACAAUCUAUUUAAAAUCAUAGUAAUGUAAUGGCACUGCAAAAUAUAUAUUUUUUGUUAUCUAGAUUUAUAUUAUAUCCGAAAGAAAAGAAUAGUAUUACUAACUGCAAAAGGACUCCGUAUUAAAAUACGAUUCUUGUUGUUUAAUAUAUUUGCAAGGCAUCAAAGUUUAUAUAUAUAUACGUGUAAACAUUGCAAUUGUUUAUGAGAGCAGACAAUUCGUUUUCUUUUGUAUAAUUCUUUAACGAAUCGUUUCGUUUGGUACAAUAAAGAUAUUGUUUUUU